AUGGUCUUUCUGGCGUCGGGGCCGGUGCCCGAGAUACCCAACAAAGACAUCUGCUCCUGGAUCUUCGAUGAGCCGAAGUACGACGUUAACAAACCAAUCUUCAUUGAUGCGACAAAUACAAAUCGCUCCAUAUCACACCUUCAAGCUCGCAAGAUCAUCCGUCAGUUGAUACGCGGCCUUCGCAAGGCUGGCGUGAAAAGGGGUGACUGUGUCCUCAUCCACUCCUUCAACGACAUUUACUAUCCGAUAAUCUUUCUCGCCAUUGUCGGCGCCGGAGCCGUGUUCGCUGGGACGAAUCCGGGCUACACGCCGCUGGAGCUGCGGCAUCACGUUAGCAUCAGCAAGGCCACUUUCCUCAUCAGCGAACCGGAACUACUUGAACCUUUGAUGCAAGCAGCCGGGGAUACUGGAAUUCCCCGAUCCAAUGUCCGCGUCUUCAACACACAGCCGCAUCAGUCCGUGCCGGAAGGGUUCACCAGCUGGACCGACUUGAUGCAGCAUGGUGAAGAGGACUGGGUGCGCUUCGACGACCUCGACACGUGUGCAAACACGACGGCCGCCCGACUGACAAGCUCGGGGACAACGGGCCUGCCCAAAGCGACCAUAACUUCGCACCGGAACUUCAUUGCCCAACACGAGCUCUGCUACAGCCCAGUGGUGUACAACAAGCCGUACGACGUCAUCAAUCUGUACUCUACGCCCAUGUUCCACGCCGCCGUCGCGCCCCGAUGUCACACGUCGACGUUGAAGCUCGGGGAGACGUCGUACGUGAUGCGGCGGUUCGAGCUGGAGCCGUUCCUGGCCAACAUUGAGAAGUUCCAGGUGACGGAACUCUAUGUCGUGUCGGCCAUGGCCGUGGCCAUGGCCAUGUCCCCGCUCAUCACCAAGUACUCGUUGAAGUCGAUCCGGCACGGGCUGGCGGGCGCGGCGCCGCUGAGCAAGGAGACGCAGGCGGCGGUCAAGCCGUACCUGGGCCCCGAGGCGCCGUUCGCGCAGGUCUGGGGCAUGACCGAGGUGACGUGUAUUCUGACCAUGUUUCAGUGGCCCGAGCACGACACGACGGGAUCGGUCGGCCGCGUGAUCCCGGGCAUGGACCUGAAGCUGGUCGACGACGAGGGGCGGGACAUUUCCGGCUACGACGUCGUGGGCGAGAUGUGCGCGCGCGGUCCCACCGUGAUCAAGGGCUACUUCAACAACCCGCAGGCCAACGCCGAGUCGUUUGACAGUGACGGCUUCUACCACACGGGCGACAUGAUGUACUGCGACGGCCGCACCAAGCUGUGGUACAUCGUCGACCGCAAGAAGGAGCUGAUCAAGGUGCGCGCCUUCCAGGUCGCCCCCCCAGAGCUCGAGGGCGUCCUACUCACCCACCCUGACAUCGUCGACGCCGCCGUCAUCGGCGUCCCCGCCGCUUCCGAACUCGACGGCGAGGCUCCCCGCGCUUACGUCGUGCGCAGACCCGGCGUCGACCCCAGCCAAUUGACCGAGAAGGACGUCUACGACUGGGUCGCCGAGCGCCUGUCCAAGUUCAAGCGUCUCGACGGCGGCGUGCGCUUCGUCGACGUCAUCCCCAAGAACGCCAGCGGCAAGAUUCUCAAGCGCAUCUUGAGGGACGAGGCCAAGAAGGAACUGUCCAUGUCGAAACUAUAG
Messenger RNA from Fonsecaea multimorphosa CBS 102226, 1650 nucleotides. RefSeq lists its product as uncharacterized. The record is from RefSeq and is a predicted model, not a curated record. Gene Ontology annotation, molecular function: CoA-ligase activity. Gene Ontology annotation, biological process: secondary metabolic process. The transcript has 2 exons. Lineage: Eukaryota; Fungi; Ascomycota; Eurotiomycetes; Chaetothyriales; Herpotrichiellaceae. The coding region runs from base 1 to 1650 and encodes 549 amino acids.